AUGAUCGAGGUGGUGCUGAACGACCGGCUGGGGAAGAAGGUCCGGGUGAAAUGCAACGAGGACGACACGAUCGGCGACCUGAAGAAGCUGGUGGCGGCCCAGACGGGGACCCGACCCGACAAGAUCCGGAUCCAGAAGUGGUACACCGUCUACAAGGAUCACAUCACCCUCCAGGACUACGAGAUCCACGACGGCAUGGGUCUCGAGCUCUACUACAACUAAUAGAAUCCUGUUUCCACAUACACCUAAUGGCAAUCUAAUCUCAUCGACUAUACGAAACCUGCAAUUGCAAGAUGCGAACCCAGGCGUUAGAGCCCGAAUCAGGUCCCCCCUUGAUAUUUGUAUGAUUGUGUGUUCUGAUCUUCAUAGGACAACAGUAGGGGUAUGAAUUUACAGCUCUCUCUUGUACAUAUGAAUUCUGGGAUAUAUGAACAAUGAAAUAUCUUCAUUGCAGAGCUCUGCUGGUACAUUCAGGAGAUAUGGACCACUUCAGUGAUGAAAUCAGCAUUACCCCCUAUUUAUUUUUACUAACCAGCAGUCUGUUGAUGCUGUUGGAGUACAUUGUAGUCUUGUAGAGCAGAACUUGUGGGCAGGGCAGUGCACAAGGUUUUUUUUUUUUUUUUUUUUUGUUGCUCUGAUGUCAUCUCCAUUCGACUGACAGAAUGAGUGAAGGCAGUCAUUUUAGCAGCACACAGUUUUCCUCCAUCAAUUUCAAUUCAUUUUGUCUUGUACAUCUGAUUGGAUCACACUGCCCAAAUUUGGUGCCUGUGUCUCUUUCUCACAUGGAUGGGUCUGGAACUUGCUCCAUGGAAGGAAGGAAAGAAAGCUGCUUGCUUGCUGCUUCUUUGAAGUGGUCCUUCCUUUUCCUUGUACUGCCUGAAAUUUUCUGUUUCCAUUCCACCCUGCGGGCUGAAAAGGACGAAACUGAGUUAGAAUCCAAAAGUGGGGAAAGGAUAUACUGUGUGUGUCCUGGAUAUCAGCAUUUAAGGGUCUAGCUUUAACACUGACAUCAGGCAUUCAGGUCUUGCGAUGACAUGGCCCAGCUCCUGAGCUCCAUGUCAGCAUGAAGAGCCCAACCCAACCCAACCCAUAUCUUCUGGCUUCCCUGAGAAAGUGUACAGGAAAACAACAGAUAUUUUGAGCUAGUAGGCCUAAUUUUUUGAAUCCAGCCAACUUAGAAUUCUAUUUCUCAGAUGAGAUCAUGGAUAGCUGCUGCAACAAUCCAUCUUUUCUUUGGGUUCAUUGAUACAUUGUUUUGGCUCAAAUACACAACAAGUGCUAACUACAAAUAGGGCUAGGGGAAGAGAAAGUUUUCAUACAAAACAGAAUUCAUUGUCUUGUUCCAUCUCGUCGU
This is a messenger RNA of Linum tenue, 1354 nucleotides long. The record is from the annotation of a GenBank genome assembly. Lineage: Eukaryota; Viridiplantae; Streptophyta; Magnoliopsida; Malpighiales; Linaceae.